CCUGGUGCGAUGGUGCCCACUUCAAGGAGCAUUUAAGCCCGUCAUUUUCUUCAUAUUUUAGUACCAUUUUUGGAAAGUUAACUUUAUCUUCAUCCUUAGGACCUUGUCUUUCUUUAUUUUAAUACUCAAGUAUAUUUAUACACUCCAGCUUCUCAUUUAUACGAUACCUGAAUCAGCCUUCUUACACCUUCUCUCCUAGUCUAAAGCAGCGUUGAAGGUUAGUUCAUUAUUGUAAGGGAAUAUUACAUAGGCUUUCAGUAAAACAUUCAGAAUGAAGAAUACUGACACAACAACACUCACCAAACCCCUGAGGAAAAAAGUAGAUUUCAAUGAUUAUUUGUCAUCUUUUACAAAAAAAUAUGGAACGUAUGGGGUUGUCGGUGCUGCUGUUGUUGGUGUGAUCGUACCCGUAUUGUUUUCCUCCAUUCUAAUGGGCAAGAAAAAGGGGAAAAAAAGAGGAGUUCCAGUUAAAGUGGGUGGUGAAGCAGGUUAUACUGUGCGCAAUGCUCGAAAUCCUGAGUUGGUUCAGUUUCCUUGGGAAGGGGCCACUACAAUAGCUGCACUUUUCGAGCAAUGUUGUGAAAAGUACUCACGAAAUCCAUGUCUGGGAACAAGAAAAGUAAUUAAGAAGGACUUUGUUGCUUCCAGUGAUGAAAGGAAAUUCGAGAAGGUACACCUAGGGGAUUAUGAAUGGCAAACCUAUGGACAGGUUUAUAAACGUGCUUGCCAUUUUGCAUCCGGGCUUGUUAAUUUUGGUCAUAAUGUUGAUACUCAUGUUGCGAUUUUUUCUGAAACUCGAGCAGAGUGGCAAAUUGCCUUUCAGGGAUGCCUUAGGCAGAAUGUAACAGUUGUCACUGUUUAUGCUUCACUAGGUGAAGAUGCCUUGAUCCAUUCUCUGAAUGAGACCCAGGUAUCAACCUUGAUCUGUGAAUCCAAGCAGCUAAAAACGUUGGCUGCAAUACGCACAAGACUGAAAACGGUUACAAAUAUCAUUUACUUCGAAGAUGAUGAGAAUGUGAAUAUUUCUGAUUUGUUUGGAAGCACGAGUGGUUGGAAUGUUUCUUCUUUUAAUGAAAUUGAAUCACGUGGAGAAAGAGCACCUGUUGCUCCUUGUCUACCCUCCAAGGAUGGUGUAGCAGUUAUAAUGUAUACAAGUGGCAGUACGGGUCUGUCAAAGGGAGUCAUGAUAACUCAUGGGAACAUUGUAGCCCUUGCUGCAGCAGUUAUGACUAUUAUCCAAGGACUGGGAAGAAAUGAUGUAUAUUUGGCAUAUUUGCCCUUAGCUCAUGUUCUGGAACUGGCAGCUGAGUCGGUGAUGCUGAGUGCAGGUUGUGCAAUUGGCUAUGGUUCACCUUUGACACUAACAGAUGCUUCUAGUAAAAUCAUGAAAGGGACCAAGGGAGAUGCUUCUGUAUUGAAACCCACUCUCAUGGCAGCUGUUCCUGCUAUUUUAGAUCGUGUUCGGGAUGGCGUUCUGAAAAAGAUUGACGAUAUGGGAGGAUUAGCAAAGAAACUUUUUUAUUUUGCUUAUAAACGGCGACUGCAAGCUAUAGAAGGAAGCUGGUUUGGUGCUUGGGGACUUGAGAAAUGGUUUUGGGAUGUUAUCGUUUUUGAAAAAGUACGUUCUGCACUUGGAGGUCGCAUCCGAAUCAUGCUGUCUGGUGGGGCACCUUUAUCUGGAAAUUCCCAACACUUCAUCAACAUUUGCAUGGGGGCUCCCGUAUGUCAAGGAUAUGGCUUGACAGAAACAUGUGCUGGAACUGCUUUUACCGAGUGGGACGACACAAGUGUGGGCCGAGUUGGGCCACCGGUUCCUUCUUGUUACAUUAAGCUUGUUAACUGGGCAGAAGGUGGGUAUACAACGUCCGACAAACCGAUGCCUCGUGGAGAGAUCGUUAUUGGGGGAUACAGUGUAACUUCUGGCUAUUUCAACAAUCCUGAGAAAACUGCAGAAGUUUACAAGGUUGAUGAGAGGGGUAUGCGCUGGUUUUACACGGGAGAUAUUGGACAAUUUCAUACUGAUGGAUGCCUUGAGAUUAUUGACAGGAAAAAGGAUAUUGUUAAACUUCAACAUGGAGAGUAUAUAUCCCUCGGAAAGGUUGAGGCAGCACUGUUGUCGAGCCAUUUUGUCGACAAUUUGAUGGUACAUGCAGACCCCUUUCACAGCUAUUGUGUGGCUUUGAUUGUUCCAUCACAGGAGGUUCUUGAGAAGUGGGCCAAAGAAGCUGGUAUAGAGUACAAAGAUUUCCCAGAACUGUGUGACAAAGCUGAAACUGUUACUGAGGUCCAAAAAUCUCUUUCAAAGGUGGCAAAGGAUGUAAAGCUGAACAAAUUCGAAGUGCCAGCAAAGAUUAAUCUGAUGGCAGAAGCAUGGACACCUGAGUCAGGGUUGGUCACAGCUGCACUCAAAAUUAAGAGGGAACAGCUCAAGACAAGGUUCAAAGAUGAACUCCAAAAGAUGUACCACUGAAAUCAUAAAAGUUGGUGAAAGGUGUUGUGGCUACUGUGUAAGCUUUACUGUGUGUUGAGAUUAAAAAAAAGGGGCAGAUUUGUCUUUAAAUCAGAGUUUGUCUAAAGGAAAUCUGCCCCGCUGUUAAGUUGUACUACAUUAUUUUAUAUAAACAGU
Messenger RNA from Hibiscus syriacus, 2626 nucleotides. RefSeq names its product long chain acyl-CoA synthetase 8-like. The coding region runs from base 272 to 2470 and encodes 732 amino acids. The transcript is spliced from 12 exons. NCBI's taxonomy places the organism in Eukaryota, Viridiplantae, Streptophyta, Magnoliopsida, Malvales, Malvaceae. Gene Ontology annotation, molecular function: long-chain fatty acid-CoA ligase activity. The record is from RefSeq and is a predicted model, not a curated record. Gene Ontology annotation, cellular component: endoplasmic reticulum; membrane.